AGAAAACCACCUACCAGGAAGAGGUGUUUGCCACUUUUUCACGUAUAAUAUCUGACAUAAUUAGAAUACAUUUGACUCAUAAGAUAAAAAAUAUUUUUCAGACAGAGAUAUAAUAAUAUUUCAGAUAAAACGCAAACACCUACCCCCUACUCCCUCACACACACACACACACACACACAACCCAGUGUGACGGCUCCAUAUUGUAACUGCGUCAUUGCGCUCUGCACCCUCUCUCUGAACGCAGCUGAGCUUGAAGCACCGUCGGUUGCUUGUUAUUGACUCUUUUCUCCUGGACUCGCUGCACAUUCGGGACGUAAAGCGGCUCUGAGCUCUCGUCAUGGCCGCGGUGGAGCAGAGUGACUUGUCUCUCAUGAGUCUGGAGGAUGAGCUGACCUGCAGCAUCUGCCUCAGCCCCUUUGACUGUCCGGUGACCAUCCCCUGCGGACACAACUUCUGCCAGGGCUGCCUGCUCACCACCUGGACGGAGCCCUACAGAUGUCCCCAGUGUCGGACCCUCUUCCACACCAAACCCGAGCUGAAGAAAAACACGGUCCUCAGCACCGUGGUGGAGGCCUUAAACCUGAGGUUGGUCCGGAGCGCGUCGAGCCUGUCAGCAGAGGAGAAAGAGACCAAGGAAGAGACCAUGGAAGAGAUCAAGGAAGAUGCUGUCAUACGCUGUGACACCUGUAUGGAAGCAGAGGCGGCCAACACCUGCCUCACCUGCAUGGUCUCUUUCUGCGAGGAGCACCUGCGUCCUCACCGGGAGAACCCGGUGUUCCGUCUCCACCAGCUGAUCGAGCCAGUUGGGGACCUGUUGGAGCGCUUGUGCCCGGACCACCACAAGCUGAUGGAUCUCUUCUGCAGCCAGCAUGUCCGCCCCAUCUGCAGCCUCUGUCUCCAGCAAGACCACAAAGGCUGCUCCUUCACUUCUCCUGAGGAGCAGAGGAAGCUCAAAGAGUCGGAACUGAAGGACAAGUUGGACGUUCUUAAUGCAAAGAUUGUGCAUAAUGAGACCAUUAUGUAUAAGAUGAGGGACAUGGAGGAUAUGUUGAAGGCCUCAGCCACCAUCAAGAAGAAAGCUUUGGUAGCCGAGUAUCAAGAGAUGCACGACAUGUUGACUCAGGAGGAGAGCGCUGCUCUGAAUGCAGUGGAUCGAGAGGUGGAGACUGGUGAAACCAAAUUGAACCUUCUCAAGAAGAAGUUCGCUGAGAACAUCGACCACAUGACUGGGGCUAAAGAAUAUAUCAACAAUCAGCUCAGUCAGUCGCAAUCACUGGCCUUCUUGCAGGUGUCAUUUACCCUGCCUGCAGCUGUGAACUUUGACCCUUACACCCCUCGAAUCAACCUGGACUCCAAGAAGGUGAUGGCCAAUGAGACCUUUGCUCUUACCUUGAAGGACCACCUGACCGAGCUGUUUAAACAGCCUGUUGAGUCCAGACUGCCACUGGCUAAAUCAGGUACAACAGCAGCUUCUGCCUCAGGGAUUUCAUCUAUUCCCUGGGAAACUUCCUUCUGGAAACCUCAUCUUUCCGAGCCCCUAGGAAAUCCAGAAUAUCCCUUGUGCCCAAGUCCAGAUCCAGGUCCACAGUCUAAAGCAAGCCUAAAGAAGAAGCCUUCAAAACAAACCAAAAAACCUCAACCCACUGAAAAGCUGGUGGGAUAUAAUCCUUUCGCAGAGUUUGGUGGGAAAGACCCAGGUCGUCCUCCUGUUUUCCAACCCAAUCAGAAAACAGAACCUUCAGACAUUCCUGCAAACGUUGCAUGUGCAGAAAAAAGAAGUGACCUGCUGAAAUUUGCUUCAGGACUAAUGCUGGACCGCAAGACUGCCCACAAACGCAUCCUGGUGACUGAGGAGUGUACUAAGGCCUCUGUGACAGAUGAGCAAGCAAACUACCCCAACUGCCCUCAACGUUUUGUCGUCUGCUCCCAAGUGCUCACCUCAAAGGGUUUCUCGAGCGGGCGCCACUACUGGGAAGUCCGACUGAGCUGCAACAACUUUAUCGGCAUUGGUUUGGCUUACAGCAGCAUUGACCGUAAAGGUUCCACCAGUCGCCUGGGCCGCAACGCCCAGUCCUGGUGUGUCGAAUGGUUUAACGUCAAGCUAUCCGCUUGGCAUAACAGCCAUGAAACCGUGCUGUGCAAUCCCAAUCCGAAGCGCGUAGGUGUGCUGUUAGAUUACGAGGGGGGCAGGGCUACAUUCUACAACGUGGCAGACAGGGCAUAUCCCUUCCACACGUUUGAGUUUCCUUUUGCUGAAGCAGUGUAUCCAGCUUUCUGGAUGUUCUCCAGUGGUUCCUCCAUUACUUUGUGCAAGGUGUAAGGAUGUGGAGCAUAUUGUCAUAAUUACACACACACAAUCAGCCCCUUGAUGUCAUUACUGAAAUUAAUAUCACAAUAAUUACAGUAAACAAUUUGUCUCUAAAUGCAUGUUAAAGAAAAUUGACAAUUAACAAAUGUAAGAGGCCGACAAGCUUCAACAAGCUCCAAAAUUAAAAGUAGAACCAUUGAGACAUUUUAUUCUUUAUGUGAUAGUGAGUUUACAGGAUGAUUAGCCUCACUCAUACCACUCACUACACACUGUGGUUAGCUCUGCAUUCAACAAGGAAAUACAGGAAUAUAUGGUUGUGGUUACUCCAGUAGAUUAUAGAACUUGGGAGUGUCACAACUGAAAUGGAUGUGUGGAGUCAAUAGCAUGCCAUAGCUGAAGUCAUUAGCUGUUACCUUGCCCUACAGCCGCUGAAGUUGUCGUUCUAAACUGGUAGAGCCAUUCUUUUUCGGUUUAAGAAACAUCAGAUUGGAUCAGUAUAACUUGCAUGUCCUGCGUCCAAUGUGACUAAUGCACUUAAGUGUUUCUUAACACUUUAACAGAACACACACAACUUCCUGUGCACUUGCUGUACAGCGUGUUUGUGCUUGUGUUAACCCUUUCGACAAAUUUUUAUACACUGUAGAUUGGUGAUGAAUAAAGAAGUGAAUUCAUCACACAUGUCAGUCCAGUGUUAUGAAAUUAAGUCUGAAGGUGAAAGGAUAGAUAGUUUUGGACUGAGGCAGUUUAAGUUAUAGGUCUGGGUCAUGCAGCAAAAGAUUUUGUGACACUAACUUUUUUUCCUAUCAGUCGAUAUUGAGUCAUUUCUAGCGAUCGUAAGAAUUCAGUUAUUGAAAAUGACAUCUUUGUGGACUGAAAAGAUAAAGACUACAACUUGUCAGUACAAAUUCUUAUAAAUGUGUACAGAACUUGGAGUGUCACAGCUUGCUCUAAAAGAACACUCAUGUAUUCCAUGUAUUCAACUGAAAGCUGAACAUCAUGAGUGUUAAACUCUAUGGUUGAGCAUGUCUUAUAUAGGUCUGCCAUGUGACUGGAUAGAAAAAGCUGUUUCUGUGAUGCAAUCCGAUAUACCCAAGCCAUCUACAGACAGCAUAUUGAGGUGGUUGAUUUUCAUAUAAUUUUAUUUUUUCAUCAUAGCCGUUUAGUUAAAGUUAAGAUGUGUUGUGGAUAUAUUGUAUCACCUGGCUCUAUCUGCCCACGUCUUCAACUCUCUGACUUGUUUGGUUGGCGAGACCAGAAGUCACAUAGACUUUGGUUUUUACAUUCUGACAGUGUCUGUCUCAUCUGUGGUCUUCAGUUGUUUUAAUGUCAGAUUCCCUUCAGAGAGAGAGAGAGAGAGAGAGAGAGAGAUCAUCAGCAAGGGUCCUUGUUUGGAUUUAAACUUUGGAUGUGGUUUUCUCCGUUGAAAUUAAAUGCUAUACUGUUCUGUGGUAAGCACAUCAUCAGCCAUACUACGAUGUUGUUGUUGUUUGAAAGCACCUCAACUCUGUUAAGGAUACAUCUGGCUUCCACACUGCUCUAGUGUUUAAACAGCCUAAGCAGAAGUUUGGAAACGCUGCCGGCCUGUUUUAGUCUGAAAACUCCAGGAUGGCGUUUUAGUCAGGAUGGGUUAAAUGGAGAAUCUCUUAACCGCUUGCUGAUCAGGGCUUUCAGUCAAGAUGGAGCCUUCACUGAUGUGUCAGGCUCCUAUAACACUGGUGACAUUUAGUGGCUUGUUGCCUGUUGUGGCACCAAAGUGUUUGGCCAGUAUGCCUACGGAUCACCUAAAAUCAAAGCUUGUUCGUCCUGUUGAUGCUAAAUGGUGUGAAAUCAAAAAUUGGCAUCAGCAGUAGACUUCUACAUACACAUCAUUACUGCAGCACAUGAGCAGUGAGGUUUGAACAUGGUUCAGGCUAAGUACUAACUUCUCUGCACUAAAUAGGUGCUGAAGACUGCAUGGUCUGAUUGAACUGAUAAGUGAGCCAGGUUCAGAUAUGAUGGCCACUGUUGUGAAUCAGUCAGUUCACUGUUGGUCAAUUGAAAAGAUCUGUGAGGCAUUGUGCCAGUGCACUUCAGGUAUGGACCUUUAUUUAUUGGAUCACCUGCCGACAUUAAAGGCUCCAUGCCUCACUGCACUGUUUGCUGUUGCAGUUCUUCACAAUGGUACAGAUGGCUUUGACAACUUAUGGAGAGCUUUACCACAGCUUUACUCAACUCCUCAUAUUGUGUUGACACUUAGGACCAAGCUAAAAUAAUAUGCAUUGCAUGGGUGUCAGGGAUCAGGGGAAUCAAGGGUCUUAUGUUUGUUUGUUUGCAACAUGUGUCCCAGUGUAUUGGAUUUAACUUUAGACAGCAUACAGUUUGAGUGGACACUGAAUCAGCCUGUCUGUAAUCCUUGUAUGUUUAAUUUCCCUGUGCUCGCUGUCUGUGAAACGGGUAAAAUGUUAAGGUCAGGUUCAUGAACCACAGUCAUAUCUGUGGUGAUUUGAUUCAGUGGACCCAACAGGGGGUUUAUAUGACAGUCUUAAAAUGCAAAAAAUUAAUUGUACCACAUUUACUUUAAUUAACAUUUUUGUUACAUGGUCUUUCUCUGUAAUAAAGUGAUUGAAGAAGCAGACGUGCAUUUUAGGAUAUAUGUUUUGCUCCUUUCUUAUCUACAGAUGACAUCAAUAUUCAGUAAUAUAAAUAAACGAUUCACAGAAAUGA
This is a messenger RNA of Pleuronectes platessa (European plaice), 5011 nucleotides long. RefSeq names its product tripartite motif containing 25 (gene trim25). NCBI's taxonomy places the organism in Eukaryota, Metazoa, Chordata, Actinopteri, Pleuronectiformes, Pleuronectidae. The transcript is spliced from 10 exons. Bases 338 to 2320 code for a protein of 660 amino acids. The record is from RefSeq and is a predicted model, not a curated record. Gene Ontology annotation, molecular function: protein binding.